Molecule: messenger RNA, 8013 nt
Organism: Nelumbo nucifera (sacred lotus)
Lineage: Eukaryota; Viridiplantae; Streptophyta; Magnoliopsida; Proteales; Nelumbonaceae
Source: RefSeq, a predicted model, not a curated record
UGUACCCACUUCUGAACUACGUUAAUGGUGUUAUUCCUCCAUAGCUGACAGUCAGAACGACGACGUUCCGCCCAUUAAUAUUCUCGUCUGGUUUUCUCUGACACCACAAUAAAACGCCCAAUAUCUUAACUAUGACCAGUUAAUGCUCUGUGUGUAUGUGUGUGAAUAUGGGGUGGUGGUGGGAUUGGUGGUGAUUGUGAUUGCAAUGGGUGUGUUGUUUGAAGGGAUGAAAUGAGAUUUUGGAGAAUUUGAAGGGAGAAAGAAGGAUGUUCAAGCUGCACAAGCACAAGUCUAAAUCAGGGUCAGGGUCAGGGAAGAGAAUAGAUUUCAGAUUCUCUAAUUUUCAGGCACUUCAGGUACCAAAAGGAUGGGAGAAGCUUUCUGUGUAUGUCGUUUCUUUGGAAACUGGGAAAACAACUUCCAAGACAAGCAAAGUAGCAGUAAGAGAUGGAACUUGUCAAUGGACCGAGACACUGAUAGAAUCUUUAUGGGUUUCACGUGAAUCAAAGGAGUCUGAAGAAUGUCUCAUUAAGCUUUUCAUGGGUUCGUCCAAAUCUGGUAUUCUUGGAGAGGUUAUCCUCAACCUAACAAGCUACAUGAAUUCAAGUGCAACUGUUCCUCUUUUAUUUCCAUUGAAGAAAUGCAAUUAUGGGACAGUUUUACAAGUCAAAAUUCAGUGCCUCACACAAAUAAGAGACAGGGAUGAACAAUGGAAAGAAAGAAGUUCCCAUCUGGAAGAUCUGAAUGCAGACUAUUAUGAUUUGGACAACCGAUCAAAUAGGUCUGAUAAUGCAUUUGCUAAGAAUGUUGGAUCUACUUCUAGUAACCUUUUGAGUAGCACCUCUCGUCCAGGAGAACUUGGGAGUAGGGACCCAAGUUUCUCAGCGUCAGGGUCACACCAUAGUUCUGACUCAGCCGAUAGUUCCACAGACAAGAUGGACAUUUCCCCUGGAAACAACUUGAGUGGCGAUGCAUAUGAUCCAACUGAAAUAAAAGAUUCAACUGGUUCCCAAAGUAGUUUGCCUCGUGGUGUAUCUCCUAUUUCUGAUAAUUCUCAAUCUGAUCUUUUAUCAUUUAAUUCAAGGGCUUCAGAUUCAGCCACCAAAGGCUUGCUUGAAGCUUCAGAAGAAACAAUUAAUGAGCUCCGUGCAGAAGCAAGGAUGUGGGAAAGGAAUGCUCGGAAGUUAAUGCUUGAUCUGGAAUCAUUGAAGAAAGAAUUUUCUGACCAGUCAAGAUACCAGGCAGAUCUUGAUAUGGAGCUUUCAGAAGCAUGCACCGAACGUGAUGGGUUGAAACAGGAAAUUGAACAACUUAAAAUAUUGGUGAAGGAAAUGACAGACAAAGGAACAGAAACUGAGGAUUCAAAACUAAAAGCAGAAGGUAUGAGCCAUAUUCAGAAGGAAUUGGAGGAUGAGAUAAAAUUUCAGAAAGAAUCAAAUGCAAAUUUGGCUCUACAACUAAAGAAAACUCAAGAAUCAAAUAUUGAGCUUGUUUCUAUUCUUCAGGAACUCGAAGAAACAAUAGAGAAACAAAGAUUGGAGAUAGAUAAUCUUUCAGAACUUCAUAGCUAUAACUGUAUAAAUAAUGACAUCAGGGAGUUAAAUUCAACAACAAGAUCUUUGCUCAAGAAAACAAGAAAUGCCUCUUCCGAUUCUAAUUCUGAAGAUGGUGAUGCUAGAAGUAGAAGUUUGCAAGAAAUGAUAGACGAAAAGUCUAACUUGGUUCUCCAGCUGAAGGAAUUGCAGGAAUCACAAGAGAGUUUACAAAAUACCAUUAAGUUACUGGAGAAAACCCUGGAGGAAAAAAACAAGGUAAUUGAGGUUGAGCGGAGCCUGAGGAACCAAGCUAUAUUGGAUGUGAGAAAGAAAUGCUUAGAAGUUGGUGCUUCCAAAGACUUUCUUGAAUCUUCAGAAGAAACAAUUGAUGAACUCUGUGCAGAAGCAAGGGUGUGGGAAAAGAAUGAUCAGAAAUUAAUGCUUGAUCUGCAAUCAUUGAAGAAAGAAUUUUCUGACCAGUCAAGACAUCAGGCAGAUCUUGAUAUGGAGCUUUCAGCAGCAUGCACUGAACGUGAUGGGUUGAAACAGGAAAUUGAACAACUUAAAAUAUUGGUGAAGGAAAUGACAGACAAAGGAACAGCAACUGAGUAUUCAAAACUUAAGGCAGAAGAUAUGAGCCAUAUUCAGAAGGAAUUGGAGGAUGAGAUAAAAUUUCAGAAAGAAUCAAAUGCAAAUUUGGCUCUACAACUAAAGAAAACUCAAGAAUCAAAUAUCGAGCUUGUUUCUAUUCUUCAGGAACUAGAAGAAACAAUAGAGAAACAAAGAUUGGAGAUAGAUGAUCUUUCAGCACUUCAUAGACUCGAGAAAACAAGAAAUGCCUCUUCUGAUUCUGAUUCUGAAGAUGGUGAUGCUGGAAACAUAAGUAGAAAUUUGAAUGAAAUGGUAGAUGGGAAAAAGUCUAACUUGGUUCUCCAGCUUAAGGAGUUGCAGGAAUCACAAGAGAACUUGCAAAAUACCAUCCAGUUACUAGAGAAAACCCUGGAGGAAAGAAACAAGGUAAUUGAGGAUGAGCAGAGCCUGAGGAACCAAGCUGUAUCGGAUAUUGAGGCUGAAUGGAGACAUAUGCUAUCCAUGAAAGAAGAACAAAUCACCAACUUAGAAGCAAUGGUAUCUGGUAAUCCCAAUGAUGAAAAAAUAGGGUUGGACCAUCGAGAUGAUCCUGAUCUUACUAAAGAAAUUGAAUCCUUGAAAGCAAAAAUUGAUGAACUAGAGAGAGACUUCAAUGAGCUUACAGAUGAAAACCUGAAUCUUGUACUUAUGCUCAAUGAAUCAAAAAAGGGUCUUCCAUCAGGAGGUGCUUCUUUGGAUGAUUCCAACAUUUUUAUCGGUAUAUCUGAGCCUGAAGUCAGAAACUCUGAAUCCCAAAUAUGCCAAUUGGAAAAUGAGCUACAGGAAGAGAUGUUCCCUGAAGAAGUUGCCACCAACUUACAAGCUGAACUGAUAGAUCUUGAGAACAAGUAUACUGAACUGGAGCUUCAGCUACAAAUCUUCAAGGAUAAAGCUUCUACUCUUGAUGCCCAACUUCACAAAAGCCAAGUUGAAGUACAAGAGAGGGAUUUGGAAAUUACUGCACUGCAACAACGUUUGGAGAGGUCUGAAGGUAGAAAAACUGACAAAGAGGACCCGUACAUUGUUGAUUGUGCUAGAUCUGAAUAUAUUGACUCAAAUAUUUGCAUAGAAAUCUCAAAUAUAUUCUCCAAACUAAUUAAUCAGCUUCAGCUGGCCUUAACUCAUGUAAAGAAGCCAUGGUAUAAGACUUAUUCUCAUGUAGAUACUGAAUGUGAAGAUGAUCUUGAUGGUAUCAUGGCAUUGAACAGUAUAGCUAUAACUAAUCUGAAAGAGCAAGGUGAGGCUAUUAUAAGAAAAUUUGUUAUGCUAAAUAAAUUAUUGGAAGAAAAUAUUACAGAAUGUAAAAAUGCACUUCACCAUAAAGAAGUAGAAAUCAGGGAGAGGGAUGCAAAGUUGUCUGAAUCAUGUAAAAGCUUGGAAGAAUAUGAGAAAUUGGAGAUGGGAUUGGAAGAGGACAUUGCAGAUCUGAGCAAGGAACUUAUAUCAAGGCAGUAUGAAGUAGAGGAGCUUGCAGCCAGUUUGUCAUUAAAGGUAGAAGAGAUCAAUGAUCUAAGGCGUUCUCAAACAGAGUUAGAACUUAAGGUUUCUGCUCUUCAAAAAGAAAAACGUGAAUUGGAGGAGUACGCAGAAAUUUUACUUAGGGAAAACGAUAUUUUAUUGAAGUGUUUGGAUAAUGUACGACAUGAUUUGGUGGUUCUUGGCAGCACUGUAUCUUCUCAUGUUUCUGCCAAUAAGACUCUUGAAUGGAAAUGUUCAGAGCUAGAAAGUGCAAAACAAGAACUGGAGGUCCAUAUAAAUUAUCUAGAAGAAGAGAAUGUACAGUUAUUAGAACGCAUAUCUGGCUUGGAAGCUCAGUUAAGGUAUUUGACAGAUGAUAAGGAGUCCAGUCGAUUGGAACUAGAAAAUUCAAAAUCUGUUUCCAGUGGUCUCCAGGAUGAGAUCAGAAGAUUGGAAAUUCAGAUGGAGACUCAAAAAGUGGAUCUAAAACAAAAGUUACAGGACAUGCAAAAACGGUGGUCAGAAGCUCAAGAAGAAUGUGAAUAUCUAAAAAAAGCAAAUCCAAAAUUGCAGGCUACUGCAGAAAGUCUCAUUGAAGAAUGUAGUUCUCUUCAAAAGUUGAAUGGAGAGUUAAGGAAUCAAAAGCUGGAUUUGCACAAACGCUGCAUUCAGUUGGAGUCCAAAUUGUUCGAAUCAAAAAUGCAUUUCUCUGAUUGCUCCAGAAAAGUUGAAGCUUUACAGGAAAAAUUUUCUUCAAUGCAAGAAGACGUUUCCUUGAAAGAAUAUUUCCUAACUUCAAAACUGGAUGCUCUCCUUCAGGAAAACAAGGAGCACAAAGAGAAACUUAUUCUGGAGAAAAACUUAUUAAAUCAAAAGUAUUUGGAAAAGACUGCUGAAGUUGAGAACCUCCAAAGAGAGGUAGCACACCUCGCUGAGCAGUUAUUAGCACCUGAUGAUGAAAGGGAGAGAAUAGCUUCAGAUGCAGUGCUUGAAGUAAUAUCUUUACGCGCAGAUAAAUCAAAAUUAGAAAGUUCUCUUCAAGAGGUCCAAGCUAAAGUCAAGUUGUCCGAGAAUGAACUAGAUGCCCUCAAAGUAAAAACUAAUAUGAAGGUACAAGUCUUGGUUGAUGAACUUGCUGCUUCCAAGAAAAACCAUGAAUUACUAAUAUCUGGCAAUGAAAAACUGAAGAGAUUGUUGGAGGCUACCAAAUCUAGUGAAGAGAGAUUCAAAAGCACUGUGACUGGUCUCGAGCAAAUACUUGCAGAUUCUGAGUAUGAAAGGCAACACCUAUUCGAAGAAAUUACUACCUUGAAAAUUAAACAGAAGAGGACAGCAGAACUUCAGAAUUUAGUUUUGUCUCUUAAGAGCUCACUUAAUGAAACUAAGUUUGAGAAGGAAAAACUUGAAACUUUGAUGCAGUUACUGUCUGGAGACUGUGAAGAAUUGAAAGCAGAGAGAGGACCAUUGCUUGAGAAAGUUUCUAGUUUGCAGAAGGCCAUGUCUGAAUUUGAAGAUUGCAGACGCAGCAAAGUUGCCCUGGAAGAAAAGGUUCUGCGACUGGAGGGUGAUCUAACUGCAAAAGAAGCAUUAUUUGCUCAGGAUGCUGGGAUAAAAAUUGAGCUUAGCAGAAUUAAAAGAACCAAUAGUCAAUUUCAGCGGAAAAUACAACACCUUGAGGAGGAGAAAGAUGAGUACUUAAAGAGAGCUCAAGUCCUUGAGCAGGAAUUGAAGCUAAAGAGAGAAGAAAACCGGUUUCAAAGUGUGUCCAGCAAUAAAGAUCUGUCUGGAUUUCCUGAAUCUAAUGCCAAAUUUAUGAUACAUGAAGAACUGAAAUUUUCAGAGGAAGGAAUGGAGAAGAAUGCCCACCAACAGAGAGAAAACCAAGAGAGGUCAUCUGUAGAGAUUGAUCAAAUAGGAGAGAUUCCACAAGAUCAACCAAACCUAGAUGCUGUCCAACACUUGGGAGAGGGUGAUAACCUUAAUUCUAAUCAUAUUAGAAGUCCUCAAGGUACAAGAGUUGAUCCCACAGUAAGGAUUCAGGCUCUUGAGAUUGAACUUUCUGAGGCUUUGGAAGCAAAUAAUAUGUAUAAAGAACAACUUAAGAGGUUAUUAGCUGAGGAGGAAAAUGAACAUUCAGGUGAUACUGAGGCCACUGAAGAUUUUACAAAAGAAGGAUACAAUGACAAGAUAUCAUCCCUAGAGGCAGAGUUGAAAGAAAUGCAUGAGAGGUACACUGAGAUGAGCAUCAAAUAUGCUGAGGUAGAAGCAGAGCGUGAGGAGCUUGUAUUGAAGCUCAAGGCACAGCCGCAAAGGAGUGGGAGGAGGUGGUUCUGAUGAAUCUGCUGCUUUAGCAGGUGGUACCAUGAGGCGAUCUAGUGAAGCUGCAGAACACCUGCCAAAAAAUGCAGAGGAUCUGAAUGGAUUCUUUCUGGGAGAUUGGUUAAGCCAAAAUCUGACCAGUAUGCUAACUAUAUAUGCAUAACUUCUUUUGGAUGGUUAUAAGUUUGCAACCUUGGACAGCACUAGGUGAAAGUUUAACUGCAGGAGUAUAUACGAUUUUUGGUACCAUACUGGAUUGAAGUGCACUCCAUAGUCCAUACUACAAAAGUUGCCCAUGCUCAUUUUCCUCCGAGUUUUCUCUAGGAGUUAUGUGAUUGGACACUAUUGGCAAGUACAGCAUGUAAAAUCUUUCUCAAGUCAUAGUUGCUUAGGCUUAUAAAAGUUAUAAGUUGUCUAUACCCUCCAAUGGAAGAAGAAGAAGAAGAAGAAGAAGAAGAAGAAGAAGAAAUAGUUGGGAUGCAUGGCUGUAAGAUGGGAACUUCCAAUGAGAAAACUGUGUUGAAGAUAGAGCUCCCUCUGAUGCCUACUCCUGGGGCCUGGCGGAAGUCUUCACUAGAGAAAAGCAUCGAGUUAUUUUGACCUGAAAUCAACAUCCAAUCGCAUUCAUCACUUCGAGAACCCAUAUCAGUUGUUGCUAUUCAGCCUGAUUGUCUAAAACUGGAUUCUCUUGGUUCUGUCAACAUGAAACCCAUCGGUUCCAAUUCCAAAUAGGUCGAGCUGUUAAUCUUGUGCAGUGUCUGUAGAAACUAGUAUGUUUCUUGGGGCGACUUUUCCAGAUGAUGCUGUUCCAAAUGGCUUGCCACCGGAUCGGUUCCCCUUAGAAUGUAAUAGCAUACAACUGUUACUUGUAAAAGAUGAUUACAGAAGAGAUGGAUAUCACUUUACAACCAACCCAAGAGCUUAGAACGGGCCACUCUUUCCAACGUGGGAUUAUAUUCAUUCCAUGCACUACUUUGAAUCCCAACAGAAGUAUAACCAUUGGUUUUCUUUUUCUUUUUCCCUGAAUCCACAGGCAUCAAAUCCCCUUUCUCAUGCUGCUGCUGCUCCUCUAACGGCAACAUCUCUGUGAAUGCUGUUGUGUCCAUUAAGUUAAGCAAGUUAAUGAAUGAUGGAUUUCAGCCCCUAACUCUCAACAAAUCACGAGUUUUGACUCGUAACAAAAAGAUCGUCCACCGUCAAGCUCAAACUUACAAGUAGAAAGCCUUACGUUUCAAUAACAAAUGCCAAUUAGCCAUGCUCUGUUCUACUCUACCUUUAAGUCGACGAUGCAGAAAGGAGCAAAAUGCGUUAAUCCAAUGCCCUCACUUUACUCAUCCGACAAAUAGUACAGAACUAAUUAAUCCAAUAAACUUGGGGAGAAAACUCUGCAUAUGGUGAAAUCGAUGUUUUACCUCUUCAAUUUCAACGCGGAAACAUCUACAGAAGCAGAUUGUACAUGUGGAGUCUUUUUUUUCUCUUCUUUACGAGCAAGAAUGAGCUACCAUCUAGUCAGGACUCAGGAGGGUACUAACAAAUACACGGUUCGGCUAUGUUAUGGCUAAAUAAAUCAAACCAUCUUGGCCGAUUCCUGAGAUUUUCCCGUUUGUUAUGCAUGUGGAUUAACGGAUUUCCUGAUAACAAGGAUACCCAGUUAUCAUAUUACCCAUCAUCCCCUUCAUUGUCACCCCCCAACUCCGGGGAUCUACAGCAUCAGGCGGUUGAUUGCAUACCACAAAUAACAGACUCCGAUGUGCUAGAAACAAGAUAUGCAACACCCAUUUAGAAAUAAGAAAUAAAUACAUCAGUGAUCCAUCGCGUAAUCCUGACCCAAAAAAUUGAUACAUAGUGCAAUCAGAUCUGUAGCAACUGACUGUUUACUUUUUGAUUGGGUGUUACAACUUACAAUCUUGUCUUUAGCAGAUCCGGAUUCUGCAUAUCUGCAUUUGAGCAAGAGGCAGUUUAUCUACCAAAAAAGAGCAAGAGGAAUGUGGGAAGUACACUGUCCACCUGGAAAUGAUGAAAAUGAAGCAUGGAACAGUGUCUUGCUUUCGUAUUUGUGUGUGCAUGUAUG